Molecule: messenger RNA, 699 nt
Organism: Paramecium sonneborni
Lineage: Eukaryota; Ciliophora; Oligohymenophorea; Peniculida; Parameciidae
Source: the annotation of a GenBank genome assembly
CAAAUUUUAAUUAAUGGGUGAGAUUGUGUCUAAUUAGCUAUUCGUAGCUGGAUAUAGUCGUAGUAAGGUGACUGAUGAAAGAGAUGUUAGAGAAAUCUUUAGAAAGUAUGGGUCACUCAAAGAAGUGGUAUACAAGGGUUCUUACUCUUUUAUUGUAAACUCGUUUGAAUUUAAGUUCACAAGACUUUUAGUACUGAAAACGAAGCUAAAGAAGCACUUGCAGAGAUGAAUGGCACCACCCAUAAUGGAUAGAAAUUAAAAGUAGAUGUCGUUGACAAUCGUAAAGGAAGGAAAACUGGACCAAAUGAUAGUGACGAAUGUUUUAAAUGUGGAAAAGGCGGACAUUGGUAAUCUAUUCUCUUAUUUUUUUUUAGGGCUAGAGAUUGUCCUAAAGGAAGAUCACCUCGUAGAAGUAGAAGAUACUCUAAUUCUAGAUCAAGGUUACAACUAUACAUCUUUAUAUUUUAGACAUCAUAGAAGAAGAUCUGAUUCGAGAUCACGUUCAUCUUAUUCAUCUUCUCGCUCCAGAAGAAGAAAUAGAGAUCAUCGCAAUAGACGUAGAUAUAGCAACAGUCCUAAAAGAGGGGAAGAUUAAAAAAAGCCUAAUUACAAUAAACGUAGAUCACCUUCUGACUCUUAACAUCAUUCCACAUCUUGAAUAACCAUCGCCAAAAACAAAAACAAAUUUUAUUAUUCAAC